UCCCGUUGCUAGGAAACGGCCCAAACAAAGGUUGCCGAAGAGCCGGCAUGGCAACGCACUACAGUUCCGGGCAGUUUGAAGAUGCCUACCUUCCCCGGAAUUUGCAGAACUGGAACCUUCCCAGAGUUGCUAAGGAGCAUCCUUCGACCCGGGAAGGUUAUACACAAUUUAUAGCCAAUGAAAGAGGACACCUGCUCCCUUCCGUCCCACGCUCUAAGGCUUCCCCGUGGGGCACUUAUAUGGGCACAUGGGAUAUGCCACUGAAGAUUCCCCCAGCCAAAGUGAACCUCACGUCCCGUUCGGUCCAUGCGGCUGCCCAUCUCACCGAGUGGAUCAACAAAUCUACGGCCCUGAGCAACGCCUGCAACGGCUGCUGUCCACAAGUCACGGGCAAGCCGAGCGACCCGCCAGCACGCGCUAUAAAAGAAGCUUCCGUGAAACACAGCUGGCCCUCCAGCAAAGCUUCGGAGCGCCCUGGUCCAGCAGGGAAGAUGCCUGCUCAAGAAGAGGCCCAGCACAGAGGACCCGCCACCCCCAAGGGCCCCCUCUCUCGCCAGCCAGGCUGUAUUGACAUCCGCAUGAAAGAAGACGAUGUGGCAGAUGUCCAGGCUUCCCAGCAGGCGGAGGUCAAGGAAUCAAGACAAAGAGCCACCAGCAAAAUCCCACUCUCGCGCCAGCCUGGCUCAAUGGAUGUUCGCCUAAAAGACGCUGGGAGCCCCAAAAUCCCAGCCCUGAGCCGUCCCAGCUCCAGAGAGCCUGCCCCCAGGAGGGCCAUGUCUGCAGAGGCCCCGGCCCCCGGUUGGCCCAGGACACUGGAAGGGAGACCCAAAGGGGUCAGCACCCCUGAGCUCUUAGCGUCGUGUCGCCCAGGCUCAAUGGAAGCCAAUCCCCGGAGCCCCCUUUCGGCUGAGGCUGUGGCCUCCAGCCGGCCCCUUACAAAGGGCAGCCAAGGGUUGGAGGUUCGGAAGACCCUGAUGGGAACGGAUGUGGAGCGGAGUGAAAGGGGAGGCUCUGCCAGACCUCUCUCUUUCCCGGAGGAACUGUCCAGUUGAACCCGUCCACCCGACGGUCAAAUCAAAAAAAUUCUAUUACCAAUGAGUGAAAGUUAAAAACAAGCCAUUCUGCUCAGUCUUGUCAAGACGUUCUGGGGUGCAUCUGCGUGUGUGUUUUCCUUUCCCCUCCCCUUUGCCUUACACCGCCGUCAUUUCCCCUUCUUUACCAUCCCACCCUCUCCUCCCCAAUCCCCUCGUUUUCUCCCUCCUUCGCACUUUUGACCAGCAAGAAGCCCCAUCCAUCCGGUCCAGCCAGAUGAAGGCAAACCACCCUACCAGCGAAAUCCGUGCAUUGCUCAAUUUGCCCCAACCCCAGGAAAAAAGGGGGUUAAACCUCUGUCUAAGAGGAGGACACCUCCCCCGCUUGGGUGAGGGGCAGCAGUAUACCAUCAAUCCAUGCUUUGCCAUUCAAAAUAAUAAAUACAUAAAACUCACAGGGACCUCUGAUGACGGAAUGAUGCUGUCAUGCCAAACGGGUGUUUUCAUGGUAAUAGACAUUAAAUAAA
Molecule: messenger RNA, 1558 nt
Organism: Rhineura floridana
Lineage: Eukaryota; Metazoa; Chordata; Lepidosauria; Squamata; Rhineuridae
Gene: CFAP126
Product: cilia and flagella associated protein 126
Exons: 5
Coding region: 48-1052 (334 amino acids)
Biological process (GO): cilium organization
Cellular component (GO): ciliary basal body
Source: RefSeq, a predicted model, not a curated record